Messenger RNA from Phaeoacremonium minimum UCRPA7, 540 nucleotides. RefSeq names its product putative 54s ribosomal protein l12 protein. The transcript is spliced from 2 exons. Gene Ontology annotation, molecular function: structural constituent of ribosome. Gene Ontology annotation, cellular component: ribosome. The record is from RefSeq and is a predicted model, not a curated record. Lineage: Eukaryota; Fungi; Ascomycota; Sordariomycetes; Togniniales; Togniniaceae. The coding region runs from base 1 to 540 and encodes 179 amino acids. Gene Ontology annotation, biological process: translation.
AUGUCGUUGUCGUGCCGCUAUGCUGCGCAAUGCUGCGCUCGUCAGCUGCGGUCUUCCUCAGCAAUCCGGACCUCUGGAUCUCUUGUGCACCAGAGGAUAUCACGGCGACACCAAUCCACCGAAGCAUUGAACCCCAAGAUUACCGGAAUCGUCGACCAGAUUAGCCAAUUGACUCUCCUUGAGACUGCCGACCUUGUUGCGAGCUUGAAGUCACGGUUAAACAUCCCAGACCUGCCAGUCGGAGGCUUCGCAGCGGCUCCCGCAGCUCCUGCAGCCCAAGCAGCGGCUGAGGAGGCAGACGACGCGGCACCUGCAGCCCAGGAGAAGACUCUCUUCAGCGUGAAACUGACGGCAUUCGAGGCUGGCUCGAAACCCAAGGUCAUCAAGGAAAUCAAGAACUUGCUAGGCCUCAGCUUGGUCGACUCGAAGAAGUUUGUUGAGAGCGCACCAAAGAUGAUGAAGGAAUCCGUACCGAAGGACGAAGCCGAGAAGAUCCUUGCGACGAUGAAGGAGCUGGGCGCUACGGUUGUGAUGGAGUGA